GAAGGGGAGGAAAGAGGGUGGGGAGGGGAAGAGGAGGAGCCUGGAGAGUAUUUAUACUCAGAAUGCACCUUGCUCAACCCGAGGAAGAUCGCUGGCUUCACUCUCGCCAGUGCGCAGGCGCCUUCUCUCCCCUCCUUCCCCGACUCCCGCCCUAUUUCGCACAGACGUACUCAGAGGGCCUCCUUGUUACCAUGCCUGAGAAACCCCUACAGUAUUUUAAUGGCUGCCCCUCCCGGCAGGAGGCGCCCUCUGUCCUCGGGAGGUCAUCGAUGGCUCUCCAAGGCAUCCGGGUGUUGGAGUUGGCCGGCCUGGCCCCAGGCCCCCACUGUGGCAUGAUCCUGGCCGAUUUCGGGGCCCAGGUGAUGCGGGUGGACCGGCCCGGCCACCGCGGUGUUACGUGGAUGGCUCGAGGGAAGCGCUCCUUGGCCUUGGACUUGAAGCGGCCUGCAGGGGCGUCCGUGAUGCGCAGGCUCUGUCGCCAGAGUGACGUGUUGCUGGAGCCCUUCCGGCCGGGUGUCAUGGAGAAAAUUGGACUUGGUCCAGAGAUUCUGCAAAAGGAGAAUCCAAGGCUUAUCUAUGCCAGAUUGAGUGGAUUUGGUCAGUUGGGAAGAUUGUCUAAGGCAGCAGGUCAUGAUAUCAAUUUUCUGGCCUUGUCAGGUGUGCUGUCGAAAUUAGGCAGGAGCAGUGAGACUCCUUAUGCACCGCUAAAUCUUCUGGCUGACUUUGGUGGUGGUAGUUUGACAUGUGCAUUGGGCAUUGUGCUGGCUCUUUAUGAACGUACACAGUCUGGUAAAGGUCAGGUCAUUGAUGCAAAUAUGGUAGAAGGAACAGCAUAUCUAAGUUCUUUUCUGUGGCAUUCACAAAAUGCAGGACUCUGGAGCCAGCCUCGAGGAAAGAAUGUAUUAGAUAGUGGAGCACCUUUCUAUGAGACUUACAGGACUUCAGAUGGGAAAUUCAUGGCUGUUGGUGCCAUAGAACCUCAAUUCUAUGCACUGCUGAUUAAUGGACUGGGGUUAAAUUCUGAUGAACUUCCAGAUCAGUUGAGUUUAUCUGAUUGGGAAGAAAUGAAGAAGAAAUUUGCAGAUACUUUUGCAAAGAAGUCACAGGCAGAAUGGUGUAAGAUCUUUGAUGGCACAGAUGCAUGUGUGACUCCUGUUGUGAGUUUGGAGGAAGCUGCCCUUAAUGAACAUAACCGAGAACGGGGCACUUUUAUCACUAAUGAGGAUCAACAUGUGAGCCCUAGACCUGCUCCUUUGCUUUCAAGAACACCAGCUGUUCCCUCUACCAAAAGGGAUCCACUGGAAGGAGAACACACUGAAGAGAUACUUCAAGAAUUUGGAUUUAGCAAGGAAGAGAUUAAUCAACUUACUUUGGAUAAAAUUAUUGAAACAAGCAAACCAAAAGCUCAUCUAUAAACUCAAAAUUAUAGAGCUUAUUAGGUUUGAAGAAUGAAUUUAUGAUACAGGAUGAUAAUUAACACUUUAUACAUGGAGAUUGGAAAUUAGGGUAUUUGUUGGGAUAUCUGAAUCAGGGAAUACCUAGUAACUGAAAAUUUGUUUUGGUUACAGUCACGAUAGAGUUCACUGCAGAUUUUUCCCUGGGAGCUGUUGGCUUAAGAAUAUUGUGUUUUUAGGAAAUUGCUCACAAUAGAUAAUUGUAUAUAAAAGAUGCCUUUUAACUCAUCUUUUGAAUGUAUUUGCUACUCUUAGAACAUGGAAGUGCUUGUAAUGAUUUCAAAUGAAUUAAAAGAAGUCAUUUUGUAAAACAUAAAAAUUGUACUUAAUAAAGUUCAAUGAUGCCUUAAGACAGAGAGGAAACCCCUAGAGAGGAGUCCCAGUCACCCCCAUCUAGUCUAUUUUGUAUCUGAGUCACCUUCCCUCUUUUAGAAGUAACUGAGGGGAAAAAAAGGGGCAGGUAGGUGGCACAGUGGAUAAAGCACCGGCCCUGGAGUCAGGAGUACCUGAGUUCAAAUCCGGCCUCAGACACUUAACAUUUACUAGCUGUGUGACCCUGGGCAAGUCAACCCCAAUUGCCCCACUUAAAAAAAAAAAAACUGAGGGAAAAAAAUUACCAAAUACAUGAAUAUGCAACCCCACCUACCUGCCCAAUGUAAAGAAAGAUACCUCAGGACACUUCUCCACUACCACCCCCAGUGAUUCCUUAAAGACCAAUGCAAAUCCUCCUCUCUGCAGCCUCUUUAUAUCUCUGGCUCCUGAACUCAUCCUUUCUCUCCCUGCGCCACCCCCAGCCCAAUCUGCUUUUGAUGUUUUUUUAAGACUGCUCUUCCAACUUUCCUCCUGACCUUUGUUCAAUAAAAGCUGUAAAGACUAUUAAA
Molecule: messenger RNA, 2335 nt
Organism: Dromiciops gliroides (monito del monte)
Lineage: Eukaryota; Metazoa; Chordata; Mammalia; Microbiotheria; Microbiotheriidae
Gene: AMACR
Product: alpha-methylacyl-CoA racemase
Exons: 5
Coding region: 63-1415 (450 amino acids)
Biological process (GO): bile acid metabolic process
Cellular component (GO): mitochondrion
Molecular function (GO): alpha-methylacyl-CoA racemase activity
Source: RefSeq, a predicted model, not a curated record